Messenger RNA from Haliotis rufescens (red abalone), 793 nucleotides. RefSeq lists its product as uncharacterized. Bases 31 to 696 code for a protein of 221 amino acids. NCBI's taxonomy places the organism in Eukaryota, Metazoa, Mollusca, Gastropoda, Lepetellida, Haliotidae. The record is from RefSeq and is a predicted model, not a curated record. The transcript has 5 exons.
GCAUCGACAGAGUCUCCAGAAACGACAAGAAUGGUGCACCUGGGCUUCUGGCUGCCUCUACUAGCCUUCCCCAUGGUGGGGGCAGUUCUUCAAACGAUUCAACUCCGACAAACUAUCAUAGCGAACUGUGAUCUUAUCUUUGCCGCUACAUCAAAUCCGCUCUGCUUAAACAAUGCCUUUAUUAACGUAUGUUCCAACUUUUUCGUCAUGGCUGAAAUCUGCAGGUGGACCCGAUGUAAUUUUAUUCCACAGUACCCCGACACCAAUUUGCUAGAGGUGGUUGAGUUCUCGGACAUAGCUGGUUAUCAACAACUGGUGAACUUUUGUGGCGCCAGCAACGUUCCAUUGUGUCAGUUUGCAAGGACCAUGCUCCUACUAGCUCAACAAUGUAAUUCAGUUGCAGCAUGCCCUCAGACAGGAGCAAUCCUCUGUGUUCAGCCUGGCCUGUGUACCCCACUUUCCCAGAUCCCCAACCGAUCCUGCCCAAUAGCGGGGACUGUGUGCUGCAUAGCGCUACCCACAACUGCCAUGACCACUACCACGCCAACAACUACUACCACGCCAACAACUAGUACCACGACACCAACCAUAACAUGUAACGCCCCGGGGGUAAUCGGCUGUUUUUUUGCGUGUGCUAGCGGAAUCGAGCUUACGGCUGCAACCUGUCCUGGAAUCCUAAGAUGUUGUCUGAUCUGAAUACAACCAGGAUAGACUGUUUUGUAUAUACGUUUCCUCUUCUGUCAGUAUAACUGUACAUAUAUGUUGUUGGUGAAAUAAAUAAUGUUUAACUCCC